UCACCUUCGUACUACUACCACCUCUCUCAUUCUCCCUUCAUUAGGUACGUUCUCACGUUCCUACUUCACUCUAUCUCUCUCGAGUUCUUGAUUUAGAUUCCAAAUAGUGAUAAUUUUUUUUGUAUACUCUGUUUUUUUUUAAUCAGACGUAUAAAAAAAAUGGAAUCGUUUUUGUUCACCUCCGAGUCAGUCAACGAGGGACAUCCCGACAAGCUCUGCGACCAGAUCUCCGACGCUAUCCUCGACGCAUGUCUCGAGCAAGACCCAGAGAGUAAAGUCGCUUGCGAGACGUGCACAAAGACCAACAUGGUCAUGGUCUUCGGCGAGAUCACCACCAAGGCUAACGUCGACUACGAAGCGAUCGUCCGCAAAACAUGCCGAGAGAUCGGUUUCGUCUCCGACGACGUCGGCCUGGACGCCGACAACUGCAAGGUCCUCGUCAACAUCGAGCAGCAGAGCCCCGACAUCGCGCAAGGCGUCCACGGACACCUCACCAAGAAACCCGAGGAGGUCGGAGCUGGUGACCAAGGUCACAUGUUCGGUUACGCGACCGACGAGACGCCCGAGCUUAUGCCUCUCAGCCACGUCCUCGCGACCAAGCUCGGAGCGAAGCUUACCGAGGUUCGUAAGAACGGGACUUGCUCGUGGCUGAGACCUGACGGUAAGACUCAAGUCACGGUUGAGUACUUGAACGAGAACGGAGCUAUGGUCCCCGUCCGCGUCCACACAGUUCUGAUCUCGACGCAGCAUGAUGAGACCGUGACGAACGAGGAGAUCGCGGCUGAUCUCAAGGAGCAUGUGAUCAACCCGGUGAUCCCGGAGAAGUACCUUGACGAUAACACUAUCUUCCAUCUCAACCCUUCUGGUCGUUUCGUGAUCGGUGGUCCUCACGGUGACGCUGGUCUCACGGGACGUAAGAUCAUCAUCGAUACUUACGGUGGUUGGGGUGCUCACGGAGGUGGUGCUUUCUCUGGGAAGGACCCGACCAAGGUUGACAGGAGUGGGGCCUACAUCGUGAGGCAGGCUGCUAAGAGUAUUGUGGCGAGUGGGCUCGCGAGGAGGUGCAUUGUUCAGGUGUCUUACGCCAUUGGUGUCCCUGAGCCUUUGUCUGUGUUUGUGGACAGCUAUGGAACCGGGAAGAUUCCAGACAAGGAGAUUCUGGAGAUUGUGAAGGAGAGUUUUGAUUUCAGGCCGGGGAUGAUAUCUAUUAACUUGGAUUUGAAGAGAGGUGGUAAUGGUAGGUUCUUGAAGACUGCUGCUUAUGGUCAUUUUGGAAGGGAUGAUGCUGAUUUCACCUGGGAGGUUGUGAAGCCACUCAAGUCUGAUAAGGUCCAAGCUUGAAAACCUGAACCAGUCUCAGAAAACCAAGUUGAGAAGAAACAAAGAAAGUUAGAGUGAGAGUUGCAAUCAAGACAUGCUGAACCUAUGUGCUUGACGACGGGUUUAAUUGGAGAUUGUAUAGGAAGAAUAGGUAGUGAAGAACAGUCCAAAUGCCAGGUAAGCAACUAAAAUUUCUCAACUUUGAAUUACAUCUAUAUUUUUUUUCAUCUUCUAAAGUUCAACGUUGAAAUUGAAAUGCACCAUACCACUGGCUAAUUCGUUUUAA
Molecule: messenger RNA, 1606 nt
Organism: Raphanus sativus (radish)
Lineage: Eukaryota; Viridiplantae; Streptophyta; Magnoliopsida; Brassicales; Brassicaceae
Product: S-adenosylmethionine synthase 2
Exons: 2
Coding region: 160-1341 (393 amino acids)
Biological process (GO): S-adenosylmethionine biosynthetic process
Cellular component (GO): cytosol
Molecular function (GO): methionine adenosyltransferase activity; ATP binding
Source: RefSeq, a predicted model, not a curated record